Rubroshorea leprosula is the source of this 695-nucleotide messenger RNA. NCBI's taxonomy places the organism in Eukaryota, Viridiplantae, Streptophyta, Magnoliopsida, Malvales, Dipterocarpaceae. The record is from the annotation of a GenBank genome assembly.
UCUCUCACUUAUAAUUUUCUCAGAUUUUCUUUCCAACCAAACAGUAGGUUUCUCUCUCUGAUUCUGCAAUGGCUCGUACCAAGCAAACCGCUAGGAAGUCGACCGGAGGGAAGGCGCCAAGGAAGCAGUUGGCGACAAAGGCGGCAAGGAAGUCUGCUCCGGCCACUGGCGGAGUGAAGAAGCCUCACAGAUUCAGGCCUGGUACGGUGGCUCUGCGUGAAAUCCGUAAGUACCAGAAGAGCACGGAGUUGCUCAUUAGGAAGCUGCCAUUCCAGAGACUGGUGAGGGAAAUUGCUCAGGAUUUCAAGACAGAUCUGAGGUUCCAGAGCAGCGCCGUGGCAGCUCUUCAGGAGGCUGCUGAGGCUUAUUUGGUUGGUCUCUUUGAAGAUACCAACCUCUGCGCUAUUCAUGCCAAGAGGGUUACUAUUAUGCCCAAGGACAUCCAGCUUGCUAGGAGGAUUAGAGGCGAGAGAGCCUAGGUUUUAGAGUAAUUGCAUUUCUACUACUCUUAAUUCUCUCUGUUCUUAGGAAUUUGCUCGAAAUUGAAUGGUAUGUGUAAAUCUGUGGGGUCUCAGUAUUUUACCUGUUUAAAUUAUGUUAGUUGAUGGCAUCUUAUUAAUGUUAUGCUUUAAUUUCUCGUUUCUCAUUUGCUUAGCGGCUAGAUGUAUUUUUAAGUUGCAAUGUAAGUGAAUUGC